This is a messenger RNA of Xyrichtys novacula (pearly razorfish), 6931 nucleotides long. Lineage: Eukaryota; Metazoa; Chordata; Actinopteri; Labriformes; Labridae. The record is from the annotation of a GenBank genome assembly.
GACAGAGUCCCUGACGUCACAGGAGGCUGCAUGAACCUCCCAGCAGUGCUCUUUCAGCACUAUCAGUUUUUGAAUUGAAAGUUGAGGGGGGAGGAGGAGGCAGGUAGAGUGUGAAGCAUCAGGUGUGCACGCAGAGAGAAAGAGGAGAAGAGGAUCAGCAGCAACCAGAUGACUGAGCUCAGUAGCACCGGACAUGUGAUAAGAGGAGAGUGAGACUGAAGUGGCUGAGUAACAGUAUGUGCAUGUUAAGAUCAGACAGAAGAACUGCAGGAGCGUGACUGACGACUUUGGGUCAUCAAGAUGCAAAAGAAGAUGCUGUUGGACAAGAAUUGCUCUCUAUAGUUUCUCCCUGGAUUCGUGCAUGAGGGUAAGAACUCAUACUUAACUAUGUAAAAUUAAGCUCUUUGAAAUCAUUAAUUUAAUUUGUACUACACUGACAGUUCACCUUAGUAUAUAAAAAUACAUUUUAAACUUGCAAACAUCUUCAGUUACAUGAUAGACAACAAAAUGAGCCCUACAUUCAGAAUUUAAUCUAAAAUUUUGUGUUAUUUAUCCUGAAAAAUAAGUUUUCCAUCAAGUGUUUCAGGGUGACAAUAUACUCUACUGUUUUUGUCAUACCAGAACUGAAAGCAAACGGUCUUUGAAUUUAUGUUCAGCCAGUGCAGGUGUAAGGAUGGUUGUAACAUCCUCUAUUUGAAAUGUAAAUUAAAAUGAAAUUUUACUUUUGUAUACCAUACCAUAUAAAGCCAGAUAUUCAGGAUAUUUGCAUCUUUGGCCCAGAGUAAAAGCAACGAUUUAAACCAUACUAAAAACAUUACUUCUCUUUCUUUGGACUAAUAAAGAUUUUGAAAAAUUUCUGUGCAUUUCCAGGCUGAACUCUCCCAUCUGAACUCGCCUCGUCCUCAAAUGUCUCCCAACAGAGUGGCUUCUGAUGGUGGAGAGAAAGCUCCCUCUCAUACCGCUAUAAUGGCCCCUUUAUGAGUCCAGACAAAGGGCAGAAACAGCCUUUUUAAGCAGCGUUUGGAGGAUACUGUUUCAGGAUAAGAUUCAGAUAAAAAUGUAACUCUGCUGAAACUGAACACAGUCCUCAUUUUAAUAAUGAAUGACACACCUAACAACAGGAAAGUACACUUCGGUUAAGAGUGUUGCCCCUGAAUUACAAUGUUUUUGUAGUUACUGUUUUGUUUUAAGACGCACAGAGGCUUUUGUGCUAAAACAAGCAUAGAAUAACACAUUCAAACACAUUAACACAUUCAAACUUGCAGACUAAAGCUCAAAUUUGGCUUGCUGGAAUGGGUUAUAAUUCUCCAUCAUGUUUCAGACUUUUCCAGUUUUGUUUUAUUAUUCUGUUGGCUGGGGAAAAAAUAAAAAACCCAAAAGACCAAGGCAUGCAGUUUAAAGUAAACUUGAUUCAUAUAGCCUGAAACCUUCAUACAAGCCUGUAUCUGUACUUCAACAGGUUUUAUCUCACUGUGGGAGCACUGCCUCAGGGAUUACAUGAGACCAGUUUAUAGGCCUGGUAAACAAUGUAAGCAGUGGUAGCAUUUAUUUGCAUAUUGGAGACAGGCACAAAACAUAUAAAUUUAGCUCCGCCACAAAAGACAGAAAUUGUGAACGUCAGAACAAUGGAGCCCAUUGUUUAUUACACAGAGCUAUCUUGACUUUCAGAGGUAUCUGAACAUCUGUGUGUGUCACUGUCAGCCGCAGCUCUUGACAUUCUGCCACACCCAGUUACAGUACAUCAGAUACUUAAAAUCCAACUGUGAUGUACUUUUAUUCAACUUUGAUACAGUUCACAGAUCAAUGUCGUGUUUUUACAGCACCAAAUUAUUUAGUAUAUACACACCCCACCACCAUCACCACCACCACAAUAAAAUCAAACCUAAGUCACUGCCAAAGCUUUUAUAAAAAAUAACUUUUAUCAAAAAUGAAUAACCAAAGUAUCCUGAUAUGAGCAGUCAGCAAACACACAAACCAACAUUUUUUGGGACUCUUAGAUUUUUUUCUUAUUUGUUAACUGCUUUAAAAGGGUAAAUAAGAGAAGAAUCAUUAUCCUGCAAAACAGCAGAAAGUUGUGUUAUAUCUGAGAAAUGGAUGGAAUUUCUGCAUAUAAAUACUAUUUCUUUUCUUUCUUCUUUUUCCUUUUGUUCCUCUCACGUCCACUCUGAUUUAUCUUUAUCUUUAUCUAAAACCAGCUCCAGCUCUAGCAGCCAUAAAAACAGUCAAAUAGCCAUUUAACCACAGAACAGGAAGCUUUAAUCUACUUUACACAUACAGUAACUUGCUGGUAAUAGAUCCUGUAUUUCUUGAAGUGAAAUUUUGAAUCCAAGACUUUUUUAAGUUAAGUAUUAGACCCAAGUUUCUCUUUGUUUUGCAUUGUAUGUUUGGCACUUUUAUUAAAGAAAAAGAUAAAUUGUCUACAAGGAACUGUUGAGGAGCACAGCAUGUCGUUCUUGGUUAAAAGAUUAAAAAUGGAUAGUCUGUUUUACCAAAAGAGAAAACUGAAAUGAAAUUUAAAUCUAACCAGUUCAACCACCAAUAAAAGUCUAAAACAUGUACUACAUUUUCAUCCUCACACUUACUCUCUUGGGCCAAAUUGGGGUUACAUUAGGCUACUUAACACUUGAAAUUGCAGGCGGUGAGUAUCAUUUUGUUACCCGUGCAGCUGAGUCAGCAGGUAGCUCUUCUUACCGCUGUCUGCAGGGGGAACACAAGAUCACUUUCCACAGAGAUGCAUUAUUUAUUUCACAGUGCAGCUGAAAAAACACACGGUUGGUCAUUUCAAGCCACAAGUGUGUCAUUUUGAAGGUCACCGUACAAUUUUAACAACAGCCUGUGUUUAUGAUGGUCCUGAUGUAGACGGCCAAGAGAUAUGAGGCCAGCUGUGAGACUGUGUCAGGUACACUGACAGAGAGUAGUGUCCUUGAGUUCCCUGCACUUGAGUUGAUUAAACCUGAAUAGUGAGUAUGUUUUUCUGUGGAGAGAGCAUCCUCAUAUUGAAGAAUGUGAUUGUUGUAUAUUUCUUUGUUUACAACAAGUCCAGUUUUCUUGUAGAGGCGUUCCAGUUGACAGCCUUUUGUCUUGAGUUGGUGCAGUGCAGGUGUAAACAAGGGGGCAGAAUGGGAAAAGGAGACAGACCAGGUUUUUGAGUGGAGCCAGGGUGUUUGAGGGACUUUGAAGACCAGUAUUGUAAUGAGAAACCAGUUUAUCAGGGGCGAGUACACUGUGGAAGUUGGGGAGACUGUCUAUACCAGUUUAGAUUAAUGUCCUCGAUAUGUCAGAAUGAAAUUGUAUGGGGUAUUGUUGUAGUGGAUAGGGGUAGGUUUACAUUAAAGGAUAUUGACAUGUAGUCAGACAAAGGGAGAUUAACAGCAGUGCAGUUAAGAGGGGUAACAUCAGAACAGCAGAUUAAAUCCAAAAUAUGUCCUUUAGAGUGAGCAGGAAAGUCAAUAUGUUGUUGUAAUCUGAGACUUUUAAGGAAGGAUGUAAAGUCCUUUGUGCAACCCAUUGUUAAUGUUGUCCAUAUGGCUAUUAAAAUGUCCAAAUAAAUAAUAUCAUCGAUCAAGUGUUGUCAUUUCAUAACACAGAGUUCACCUCUCAAUAGCAGGAGAAAAUCUAAAAACCGUUACAAAGAAUGCUUAACCUUUUUGUAGAAAAUGCUCACCUUUGCAAUGAUGACUUUCAAAGGUGAACCUUGAUCCUGCUGGACCAUGGCUGGGAAGAAAGGGAGGCAGUGGAGGUCCAUGUGCAAAGGCCUGGUCCUGGGUACCCUCCUGACCAGCUGUAUGAUCCUGCUUUACUGCCUCUCCACCCCAGAGAUCCAUCUCAGCCUGCCUGAGUAAGUCAUGUCUCACUGAUUUACAUGCACAUAGUGAAGUUAUUGCACUUAAGGGUUAGAGGGGGGAAAGUAACUGAAAAAGUACUAUCUAGUAAGGAUAAAACAAAUAUCUGGCAUGCCUUGAACUGAAAGUAAACUUCAUCCACAUUAUUGACACACCCACAGAGUUAUUGUUUCCCUUGUUUUCCUUUCUCUAGGGUUCCUGUACCUUAUUCCUGUGCCCACCGCCCAUCCCAGCUCCAUCCUAAAUCAACCACCAACACGUCCCAACAAACCUCUGGUCAGACCUGCACUCCCAAAGUGGAUAUCAUGUUCAUGAAGACCCACAAAACAGCCAGCAGCACCUUCCUUAACAUCCUUUUCCGCUUUGGAGAGAAGCAUCGGCUGAAAUUUGCCUUCCCUAGCAGCAGAAAUGACUUCUUUUAUCCGUCUGUGUUUCAGCGUUCUCAGGUUAAAGACUACAGACCUGGUAUGUGCUUCAAUGUUAUCUGUAAUCACAUGCGCUUUAAUGCAAGUGAAGUGGCCAAGCUGCUACCUCUGGACACUUCCUACAUCACCAUCCUCAGAGACCCUGCUGAGCUCUUUGAGUCGUCCUUUCACUACUUUGGGCGGCUGGUGCCUUUUACCUGGAAGAUACCGGGUGAUGACAAACUAUCUGAGUUUCUACAAGACCCAGAUUAUUACUUUGAUAAAGAGGGUUUUAAUUCUUUCUACCUCAAGAACCUGCUGUUCUUUGACUUUGGACAGGACAACACUUUGGGACUGGAUGACCCACGUGUAGAAGAAGGAAUCAAGUUCAUCACUGAACGUUUUCAGCUGGUCAUGUUGGUGGAAUACUUUGAAGAAUCUCUUAUCCUGCUUAAGGACGCCCUCUGCUGGGAGAUGGAUGACUUGCUGUUCUUCAAGCUCAACGCCCGUAAAGGCUCCACUGUGUCCAAACUGACCCCGGAGCUGAGGGCCAAGGCUCUGCAGUGGAACGCCAUUGACUGGAAGCUCUACCAGCACUUCAACCAGACUUUUUGGAAGAAAGUAGAUGCAUAUGGACAGCAGAGGAUGGCUAAAGAUGUGGCAGAGCUCAGGAGAAGGAACACAGAGAUGGCAUCCAUCUGCAUUGAGGGAGGUCAAGCUGUAGAAGCUGGCAGCAUUCAAGAGACAGCCAUGCAGCCGUGGCAGCCCAUCGGAGAGAAGUCCAUCAUGGGAUACAACCUGAAGAAGAAUGUGGACAAGGCACAUUGGAAACUGUGCCGCAAGAUGUUAAUGCCAGAGCUGCAGUAUUUAACAGAGCUUGGGGUCAACCUUUGGAUCACCAAACUUUGGGGGCACGUACGAGACAUCAUUAACUGGUGAUUUAACCUGUGAGCUCAAGGGGCCAAUUCAACUCUGAAACACUGGACUGAAAAAAAGAAGGAGAAUCAGACAGUGUGGCUGAUGGAGUGAAAGGUUUCAGAUUGAAGUCAUAUUUCAGUCUUGAAACCAGUCUCACUUGGUGGAAAUGUUUCCACUUGUCUUCCCAUGAUUGUGCACUUUGGUGUUUUUUUAAAGGUGUUAGAAAAAGAAAGUAAAUAGACCUUACAAUCUAAAACUACUGAUCCAGUUUACAAGGGGCAGUAUGGAGGCCCAAGAAGACAUGAAUCCACACAUUUAAUCUAAUAAUUUGACCUGUUUUUUUCUGUCAAAGUUAAUUUUACUUGUCCUCCUGUGAUCGUAACUUCACAUAGGAUGACCACUUCUUGAAUCUCCAUAAGAGUAUAAAAUAGGAAUAGGCUUAACUUACCUCAUUAUUGUGGGCAUUAUGGCAGUAAAGCCUUUCUUGGUCUGGUCUAUCGCAGUGACCAGUCUAUUAAUUGUUGUCUGGAUCUAGAUUUAUAAGAGAUUAUCCACGGAAAUGACAAGAAAAACUAAAGGAAAAAAAGAAAAUAACUAAGAAAAUAAAAAUGGAGUAAAUAAAAUCCAUGCAUGCAUGGCCACUUGGGCAUCCAUAAAGAUAAAUCCUGGAUUUUCUUUCCAUUGAAGAGACAUUAUUCUCAAAAACAAAAUAGAAGAUCCUUAUUCAGGACAUAUUCUAGAGCAAUAAAGACUGCAAUUUUGCAACCCCUGCCAAAUUUUUGAAGUUGCUUGAAGAUAUGAAAGUUAAAAGUUUGAAAGUUGAACCAUUAAAACACUCAUAUAAAGAUACUGAAUGUGAGUAUUAAUCCCAUCUUAAUCUACAUGGACUUCAAUAUAAGUUAUAACUCAAAAGGAGAGAAAGUUUAUGAUACUGAUUUUUCUAGUGACAGACAUUUUCACCAGUUUUAGCAGGGGACGUAUGAGUGCAGCUAAUAGCAAUAAUAAUGUGCUUGCUUAAAGGCCCCAAAAUAUUAUAUCAUCUAUAUUGUAUUUCUAUGCAAAGACAUCAAUGAAUAAAAACUUAAAUUCAGCACUGUGCAAUCACUUUUGGAAGAAUGAUUUCUCAAUUAUCUACUUUUUUUUUUCUUUCCUUUUGGAUGUCAAGCUAUGUAUGUCCUGCUUAUGGUGUAACACUUCUCUUCUCUUAGGCAUUUAUGUGUAGAAAUCUCUCCUCUGGCCCCUGAUAGCCCCACCUUUACAUUCAAGUAUUUACUCCUACCAGGUGUUUUUAGCAGCACAUUAUGAAGUGGUUGGGUAGUGAGCCAAAAAUGAGCAAACUAAGGUAAACCCCCUUUAAAAGGCACUGAGACAAUGACAGCUAAGUCUGUUUGCACAGACCUGUAAUCUCAGCCCACUGGAACACAGAUAAACACAUUUAAUGUGUUUGUUUGUGUGUACUCAGCUCUUCUAUUUGCCCAACACCUUUUUGCGUCUUUACUCUGUAGUUUUACUACAGUCAGUGUUUUUGAUUCUUCUUGUUUUUUCUUUUGUCAUUCAGUUAAUGGCUCCUCUAUCUGUAACUUAGGUGACUAAUUUUGUCUUUCAUCCACCUUCCCCCUUUUUCUUGGCAAUAUGUGAAUAAUAUGUUGUCUGAUUUAUGUAAUUAAAGCCUCCUCUUUACUCUGUGACUGUGUUUCAUCUGAAUCACAACUGUGUAUAACAGCUUAAAAAAUAUCUCUUAAUAAACCUUGCAUUCUUUGGACCGGU